Microstroma glucosiphilum is the source of this 550-nucleotide messenger RNA. RefSeq lists its product as hypothetical. The transcript is spliced from 3 exons. The coding region runs from base 245 to 550 and encodes 101 amino acids. Lineage: Eukaryota; Fungi; Basidiomycota; Exobasidiomycetes; Microstromatales; Microstromataceae. The record is from RefSeq and is a predicted model, not a curated record.
GGGAGAGGAGACACAAGGGAGCGUCCUGUCGUGCUGGGCUGGAACAGGAUCCAGGGAGCUUCUGGAGACUUCGGAGGUGCGCAACCGUGCGAGGGGAUUGCGUGUGAAAUAAACUCCACGCGCAGCAUCGGUGGAGAGUAACAUAUAUAAGUGUUACUCUUAGACUCCUUGACAUCAGAUCCAACACAUCUUCACAUUUCUACAAUUUACAAGAGUCACAACAACAAAGCAACGCAUUCUCAACAUGUCUUCUUCCAACGAGCCCAACCAGACCACCGGUAACUACCACUCCAUCAAGGGACAGGUCGUCGAGGGUGUCGGAAACCUGACCGGUUCUACUGAGUGGCAAACCUCCGGCAAGAAGGAGCACAGCGAGGGUGAGGCCGAGAUCAAGGCCGCCCAGGCCAAGGGCUACGUCGAUGGUGCCGCCGACCAGGUCACUGGCUACAAGGACUCAGUGGUGGGGGCCUUGACUGGGGACAAAACCAAACAGACCGCCGGCAACGUUCAGCAAGAGGCAGGCAAGGCACAGAAGGAGGCUAACUCCUAA